Messenger RNA from Rotaria sordida, 1635 nucleotides. The record is from the annotation of a GenBank genome assembly. NCBI's taxonomy places the organism in Eukaryota, Metazoa, Rotifera, Eurotatoria, Philodinida, Philodinidae.
AUGAAAAAUCAACUAAUUUUUUUGUGGCGAUGUAUAUUGGGCCCAAAACUCUAUCAAACUUAUCCAUCUGCCAUUCCAUUAGUUAGUCGAAGCGAUCAACAACCUGCACAUCUUUAUACGAAAAAUGCUGCAGAAACUCUAAGUGAUAAUGUUUUCUUUGCUCUUAAAUUAUCAAUUGGAAUACUUAAAGUAACUUGGCCAUUAUGUUUAAUUUAUUGUUAUCGUAAAGGUUUAUUAUCAUAUGAAAAUGGUAUAAUGACAUUACGUAUUGUUGGUUGUAUUACAAUAAUAGCAGCUUAUUUUAUGUUAUUACGUGGUAUUGGUCGUUUUGUUAAUCCAAGUUAUAAAAUAUUUAUCGAAGAAUUUUAUAAAGUAAAAAGUAAUUUAACAAAAGAAACUCGACAAAAUCUUUUAUCAAAAUUUGAUUUUUCUCUUUCACAUUGGCAACCUGAUUAUAUUAUAGAAUCAUCAGUUGUUCGUAAAUUACCAAUGAUAUCAACAACAAAAACUGAUUUAAUUAAUCGUACUGAAACAACAUUAUUGGAACGUCUUUUUCAUUAUCCAUCACUUUUUCUUGGUUAUAUUUGUGUUAAUGUAUUUGGUCGACGUUUAAUGUUUCCUGGUAGUUUACAAUUACUUCGACAUAUGAUGGAACGUCCUUUACUUGAUGGACGUACAAAUUUAAUUGUUCGAUAUAAUGCAAAACGUUAUUUAUUACAUACAGCUGAUGGUAAUAAUAUUGAUACAAUAUUUGUUGAUCGACGUGAAUCAAAUCAAACAUAUAAUGGUCAAAUAUUAGUUAUUACAUGUGAAGGUAAUGCUGGAUUUUAUGAGAUGGGUUGUAUGUCAACACCAAUUGAUGCUGGAUAUUCAGUACUUGGCUGGAAUCGACCAGGAUUUGGUGAAAGUUCGGGUUAUCCUGGUACACUUUCAGAAAUAAAUUCAAUCGAUGCUGUAAUGCGUUAUGCAAUAGAAGAACUUCAUUUUCUUGUUGAUGAUAUUGUUAUAUUUGCAUGGUCCAUAGGUGGUUAUUCGGCAUGUUGGACAGCUGUUAAUUAUCAAGAUAUUCGUGGUCUUGUAUUAGAUGCUGUAUUUGAUGAUGUUUUACCAUUAGCACAACGUCAAAUGCCAAUAUAUGUAUCAAAAUUUGUUGAAAAAACUAUACGUUAUUAUCUUGAUUUAAAUAAUAUUCAAUUACUUAAAUUAUAUAAUGGACCAUUUUAUCUUAUACGUCGUACACAAGAUGAAAUAAUUAGUCUUAUACCUGGCCGUUUAGAAACAAAUCGUGGUAAUGAACUUUUAUUUCAUAUUCUUCAAUAUCGAUAUCCAUUAAUUUAUAAUGAUGAUCAAACAUUAACACUUUUAAGACGAUAUAUUUGUUCAGAUAAUAUACAAAAAAUUGCUUUAUUAGAACAAUAUUGUUCAAAUCAACGUGAAUUACAAAUACGAACAAAUGAAUAUCGUUUAGAAAAUUCAAUUGCAUCAUAUCCAAGUAAAUUUGGUGAAAAUUUUUCAUUACUUGAACGACAACGUUUUGCAAUUUAUUUAAUUGAUCAAUAUUUAGUUGAUUUUGAUUCUCAACAUUGUACACCUUUACCACAAACUUAUUUUCAUAUACCUAGUCGAUGUGUUUAA